Mytilinidion resinicola is the source of this 1475-nucleotide messenger RNA. RefSeq lists its product as uncharacterized. The coding region runs from base 146 to 1285 and encodes 379 amino acids. The record is from RefSeq and is a predicted model, not a curated record. The transcript has 2 exons. Lineage: Eukaryota; Fungi; Ascomycota; Dothideomycetes; Mytilinidiales; Mytilinidiaceae.
GACUUGCACUUCGACUUUGACUUGCACUUCGACUUUGACUUGCACUUCGACUCCGACUUGGCAUCAACUUGACGUCGACUUCGCCCCCUCGCCCCUUAUCCAUAAUCGUCUUGACAUACUCCGUAACCGGAGUCCCACCACCAUCAUGUCUAUCAUCCGCAAGAACCCCUCAUCAGUCAUGAACCCCGUCCCACGCCGCACAAACGACUUCACAUCGGAGGCUGUCCUCGUGAUAACGUGUUCUGCACUCGCCCUAUACAGCGCCAUCGAACUCCUCCUCAUGAUAUUCACCACCUUCAAACGCUGGAACGGGCUGUACUUCUGGAGUCUGCUAAUCGCCACCAUUGGGAUCAUCCCGUACAACAUCGGUUAUCUGAUCGUCUACUUCGACCUGACCAAGAACUACGCCGGCUUCAUCAUCGAUAGCAUCGGGUGGGCGGCUAUGAUUACAGGCCAGUCCGUCGUGCUGUACUCGCGGCUGCACAUCAUCCUGCGGAACCAAAAGAUCUUGCGAGGGGUGCUGUACAUGAUCAUCUUCAAUGGCGUCGUCUGGCACACUACCACAACCGUCGUCCUUUUCGGCGCCUAUCUCUCUCCAGACGACAGCUUCAUGCACGCCUACAACGUCAUCGAGAAGCUCCAAAUGACCAUCUUCUGCCUCCAAGAAUUCAUCAUCUCAGGUCUGUACGUCUGGAAAACGAGCGAGCUGCUCAAAAACGUCUAUGUCGGUGGCGGGCGCCAGGCAAACCGAGGCACAAUGUUCCAGCUCUUUUUCGUCAACGUUAUCAUCAUCAUCCUAGAUAUUGCCCUCCUCUCCCUCGAAUAUAAGAAUCUGCUAGUCUUGGAGCAAGGCUUCAAGAGCGUCAUCUACGCUGCCAAGCUCAAGCUCGAGUUUGCGAUCCUCGGAAAGCUGGUCAGCGUUGUGCAGAAUAACGACCGGACUCAGUCGGGCAGCAAUAGCAGACCUAAGCCAGGCGAGAUACGCCGAACGACGACGACCACUGUUGUUGCUAGUACGACACAGUCGGCGGCUGGAAGGAAAGAGCGUGGGUCCAAGUGGUAUCGGUUAGGAGAGCAACCUGAGGGUAUCCAUAUGGAUCACAUAACCAUCGACGAGCAUCCGCCUAGUCCAAGGACGGUAACCUUUGACUCGAAGGAUGACAAUGACCGGAUUGAAGCGGUUGAGAUACGGGAGCGCGAGAGUAGUGAGUUUGAGCGACAGAGCAAGGCGAGCAAAAAUUCGGACGUGACCUUGUUCAGGAACAUAUCCAAGCAAGGCGAAUAGCUAAUGGACGCAAUCUUGGAGUGGUUUUGGAUAUCUAAUGAUGCAAGGUUGGUUUCUCCGCUCGAAAUGGUUGGAUGUGAGUAAAGCUUCGGCGUUAGGUGGUAAUUUCUGAUUUUAUGUUGCUCGUACCCAACUGCGGACAAGGAAAGUCGAGCCAGUCGGGAAACUAAAAGCAAGACAUUGUACAGCA